Messenger RNA from Myotis davidii, 1857 nucleotides. Its product is annotated as MARVEL domain-containing protein 3. NCBI's taxonomy places the organism in Eukaryota, Metazoa, Chordata, Mammalia, Chiroptera, Vespertilionidae. The transcript has 3 exons. Gene Ontology annotation, cellular component: membrane. The record is from RefSeq and is a predicted model, not a curated record. The annotation marks the transcript as partial.
CGGCGCAGGGAGAAAAGGGGUGGCGAGCGGAGGGACGGGGAGCGGGAGCGGGAACGGGGACGGGACCGAGACCCCCACCAGGACAGACGCAGGGUCGGGGACUAUCGCGCUGGGGAGCAAAGAGUUUUGGAAAAAUCCCGCCAAAGCCGGACGCCGCGGGAGGGACCCCGGAGGCCCACCUGGGACGCAGCCCCGCCCCCCUGGCCCGCGCCUUGGGAAACCCCGGAGUCACCGCCCUACAGGAAGGAGGGCACCGGGCGCCGCGGACCGGAAAGUUACAGCGAACCCCCUUCGGGGCUGUAUCUGCCCUCGAACCCCAGGCCUGGACGGGAGGACGUGGAAUACUACCAGUCGGAGGCGGAAGGACUCCUGGAAUGCCACAAAUGCAGAUACUUGUGCACUGGGAGAGCCUGCUGCCAAAUGCUGGAGGUUCUCCUGAACUUGCUGAUCCUGGUCUGCAGCUCUGUGUCUUACAAUUCCACGGGGGGCUACACGGGCAUCGCCAGCCUGGGGGGCAUUUACUAUUACCAGUUUGGAGGGGCUUACAGUGGUUUCGAUGGCGCUGACGGGGAGAAAGCGCAGCAGCUGGACAUCCAGUUCUACCAGCUCAAGCUGCCCACGGUCACGGCAGCAAUGGCCUACAGCGGAGCCCUCAUGGCCUUCUGCUGCUUCCUCAUCGCCUUGGGCGUCCUGCGGGUCCCGUGGCAUUGCCCCCUGUGGCUGCUGAUCGAAGGCUCGCUGGACAUGCUCAUCGCCGGGGCAUACGUGCCCGUUCUGUACUUUUACUUCCACGCGCUAUUGGCCGCCUACGCCUCCCCCGUGUGCAAGGAGCGGGAGGCGCUGUACGAGAGCAAAGGCUACCGCGGCUUCAGCUGCACGUUGCAUGGGGGAGAUAUAGGCGCUGGCAUCUUUGCUGCCCUGGGCAUUGGGGUCUUUGCCAUGGGGGCCGUGCUGGCCUUCAGGGGUUACCGCAAGGUCAGGAAGCUCAAGGAGAAGCCUGCAGAAAUGUUAGGGUUUUAGGCUUUUUAAAACGUUCUGCCAAACGUAAGUGAUGUAAGUUCCUCUGAAUCUAUGGGACUAUGUUGCGGAACUUGCCAAGGCUUGACAAGUAACAGGCCAGCUCUGGGAUGCUGGGUGCAGCCCGGGUUGCGCGGACUGUCGUUCUCUGACAUCAUAAGCCUCGUUCAGUCCUCUGUUGGUGAGGGACUAACCAAAAUUCUUUUUAAAACAAAAACUGGAGCCCUAGACCCACCAGGAAAGGCUUGUGCUGCAGCAACGUGCACUUCUUGAUUAAUAAAGGGAAAUGACGAGUGAAUUUAAAGAACCUUGUCUUCAGAGUUCAAGAAAAGCCACAUAGACACAAGACAUCUCCGCCUGAACUUUUCUAGGCAUGGCUGUCUUAAGCAGAUCAGCCCCUGUAUUUUCCACGAGGAACUCCGCAGUCCUUCACUUCCUUCAUGCCCUGGGUGCAGGGUUGGAAUUGCUGGGAGACUCCUGUAAAAUUUAAGUUGGAGGUAGGCGUGGGCUGAGGAAACAGGAAUCAGAUUAAUUUGCUGCAAAGAAGCUAUUCUAAAAGGCCCCUUACCAUGGCUUUGAAAGCUCAAUAAGUGUUUUGUACCUCUUACAAGUGUACCAUUGUAUGAAGACUAAAACCCGGCGUCUGGAAUUCAGGGUCCAUGCAGAAUUAAAGAAUGUCAACUUUUUUCUCAAAAGAAGAAUGCUACUUUUGGCCAGACGACUUCAUGGGUUCUUAUUACAUGUUAAAUUGUGACUUAUAGUACAUUACAAUAUAUUCUUGGUACAACUGAAUGUUAUUUGCUUUAUUUGAGUUUAAUAAAAUUCCAAAGAAAAUUUUAA